AUGGUUGAGGACUCUGUGAUCAAUUCUUCGAAUUCCGAUAGAAUGGUCGAGGUCGAAAAACUUAUCCAGAUGCUUUUAUUGUCUCCAGGCGUGGAGGAGUCUGUUUCCUCGAAUCCUCAUUUUGCGGAUUGUAUUUACAAACUCUCACAUCUUCGUCUUGACGAAUUAGCUACCAUCCCAAAGCGUAUUCAAAUAGAGGAGGACAGUAUUAGGCACGAGACAGAGCAGCUUGCCGUGGAGAACUAUCCAGUUUUUCUCGCUAACGCGAAUACAGGCCGUGAUGUUCAUCAAGAGUUCCUAUCCAUAUCGGAAUCAACUGUGAAUUUGCUUUCCAGCAUUUCUGGGGUUGCUAGUUCCGCCCAAACUAUUUUUGAUAACGUUGGAAAGAAUGCUUCUGCCUUUCGCGUCUCUGCUAAAUUAGUUCAAAAAUACACUCAAAUUUUAGAUUUUCUGGAGCUACCACAACUUAUGGAUACUUGCAUUCAAAAUGGCUAUUGUCAGGAUGCACUCAAUAUCUUGAGUCAUACCAAGCGCUUGGUAAAAAAAUAUGGUCGAACGGUGCCUCUAGUUUGGACGGUGGGCCUUCAAACUGAGGAGAUCAGUGGCCAACUUUUUAAUCAGCUAUGCAAAAAACUCCGCGAACCUAUUACACUGCCCGUUUGUCUAAAGGUGGUUAUAUACUUGCGACAGUUCGAAGUUUUUACUGAACAGGAAUUGCGCCUGAAUUUUCUUCAGGCACGGAAUAUUUGCAUAAAAGAUCAACUGGAACUUGCCCUUGCAAAACCAAUUGGUUUAUCUAGUUUCGAUUCCUCUUCAGCAACCAAGUUGGCACAUAUUUCUGGACAUCAACAAGCUGAAUAUAGGGCCUUUAUUCGAGCCAUGAGGCGAAUUGAAGUAACUCGAGUUCAGCUUUUUGACAGUAUUACGCAGUAUCGUGCCGUGUUCGCUGACGAAGACGCAUAUUUAUCCAAGUUGACCGAUGCACAUCAACAACCAGUCCUCGCAGAUAUCUCUCCACUGCACUUAGAUGAGAAUGCUCUGACACUGCGGGGCUUGACAACAAGCAGUGUCGAUUGCCUCGGUCCCUCUACCGAGGCAAGUCUCUUCCACUCUUGGCUCGUGCAUCAGGUGGGUCUCUUUCUGGACGGUUUGAGAGGGGACCUCAGCAUUCUUCUUAACCUUCCCCACCAAACAUCCACUGAGAUUAGCGAUAGGAUUCAACUAGCCAUGGCAAAUGACUCGAUUACCCUUGAUAGUGCGGAUACGUCCACGACCUUCCAACAGAUCCACUCAGUCAUGACUCAGGCUUUCUAUUUUGGUCGGUCGUUUGCUCGAAUCGGUUGUGAUUUUCGUCCUCACUUGGGAGUCAUUUUUUCUCGUGAGAUUUUGGCUUACUUUGAGGCUCUACUACAAAAUGCACUGACGGAAUUGAGUGUCACGUUAGAACUAUGGCCUUGGGAGAUAUCGGAGCCACCCUUCGUGAUUAAUCAACAGGAGGAUCCAAGCCAUGAUGAGAUUUCGGCUCCUAUAGCUAUCGCACUUCACCCUCCCAUUGCUUUCUUUUGUAAUCGUCUGCUUUCGGCUUUUAACGGCCUCUGUAUUUGCUGCCCCGUUGGACUCAGAGAUGGGAUAAUAUCAGUAUGCACUCGGAUAUUGAACGGAGCCGCUGAGACAAUCGUAUCAGCGCACAAAUCGCGUCAGUUGGACAGCACGGCAGCGCGCACGCAGAGUGCUAAUCUUGCCUCCAUGUUCGUCCACGUAGCCGUGCCCCACAUUCUCUCCUGUCUCCUCCAAUACGUCUUCGGUGGUGACGCAGCAGCACAUCUUUGGCAGCUACGUCCAGAGGUGGAAGAGGAGGUCCAUUCUACCUCUCAGACUAUCGCUCUCCUCACUCGACAAGUCUGUGCACCAAUAUUCGUGGUAUGGGGGAUUUUGGCUACCGAUACAUUGCGAGUAGGUGAUACCGUCAAGAGGCCAGCUACUCCUAGCACUGACGAAUUGGGGCAUAUCUCAACUUCACAAAUGCCUCCUCUGACCACGGCCCGUGAAGCUCAUCAACCUCUUCAAUUUCAACAUGGAGAGGCAAAAGUUGUUGCACCCGAUGAAUGCAAAGUUUCGCCCACCGUUGAGGACUCAUCGUGUUCCCUUGAGUCGGGUCUUCCGGGGAAGAAGGACGUGGAAUCCGAAUCAAAAGCAGUUGCUGUUCAUUCGGUGGGAAAAAUCGAUUUUGAGGUUUCGGGAGGGUCAAAUCGUAGUGUUUUAGUGGAAGGAGUUGGCUUGGAAGUUGCCUCAUCUUGUCCUGAAAACAAUGGCGCUCCUCCCAUUGUCUCAGGAAAUUUGGAGGCCGCUCAUUUGGAUUCCCCUAUCCUAGAAUCGGUUAAACAUCCGCUACCUUCGGCCAAAGGUAUCGUCAGUGAUGCAGACAAUGUGCAUUUGGCAUCGAUGGAGGAAUCGAAAUUAGAGGAAGAGCCGUCGACUCUGCUGGCUGCUCACAUUGACGGGUCGAAUGGUGAUUUUGAAGAGUGGAGUCACAAAGAAAUCAAGGAAGGAACUAGUUCUUGUAGUUUGGCUGAACCGAAUCAGGUAGAAGUCAUCCACGAGGAUGUGAAAGCAACUCCUACAAAUCCGAAUUCUUUGCCAAUCUCUGAGUCGGAGGUGCAUAAUUCCGCUGUCCAGGAAGUGGCUGUACCUCCAGUUAUUAGAGGUACCAACAAAAAUUUACAAGAAGACAGGGAAAGGACUGAAGUGAUCGCUACCAUUGCAAGGAACCCGUCGCAGUUCUCAAAGACCACAGUCGAUGAAUCAGGACAAGAUGUCGGAAAGCAUGUGAAAGUUGAGACUGUUGUGGAUAGCUUUAGCACGUCUGGAAGUCAAGUCAAUGAUCAGUAUGGCAUUUUGUUAGAAGCAGGUGAUCGUUCUAAUAGUGAUACACCAUCUCAACUUUAUUACUCUCAUUCACUUUUUAAAGGAAAUCGACGAAACAUGGAGGAUGGGGAAAACUGUUUUCAGUCUAGCUUAGUGUCCCAUGGUUUGACUGAGGAAGCUCAUGAAGGUAGUGUGGCUGGAUUGAAACAAAUGCUGUCGAAUGAUAUUCUCGGUGACACAGACCUUUUGAGUGAGUCAAAAACUUAUUUGUCCGUUGAAGAAAGCGACUCUUUUGCAAUUGGAGUUGGAGAUGGAAACCUACCUAGUGGUCUCGACUCGACUAAGUCACCAAAAGAAAUGGAAUGUAUUGUUGAACAGUCCCAAGGGAAAUUUUCGAAAUUAUCCAGCCUUAAUACUCUAGAGGAUCAAGAACAUUUAUCUUUUAUAGGGGACAAUAAUGUGUCUUCAAUUCAUGAAUUAAUUAAUCCGUCCUCCAACCAAAUAUCGGAAAACGACGAUAACCAUUGCACAUCUGUUUUAUGUAAUGGUGGUAAGGGCUUGAGUGCAUCAACAACAGUUUCUAUUCCGCAAAUGCUAACGAGCACUUCUGUGUUAGGAAUCUUGGACACUGCUAACGAGUCUACUAACCUGGAUGAUAAGAAAAGCGGUGGCGGUGACAGAAAUUGCAUUGGUCAUUCAACAACAAGGGAGACGUUAAAUGUUUCUGAUGGGCAGACUACAGAUGUUCGGGCAACUAAUGAAUCUCUAUGCCCUGGAUGCGAUAGGAGCAACUCCUCUAAUCAUGAACCCGCUACCUUACCAUCUGGUGAAGAAAUUAUUGAUGAUGCUGGUGAAAUUAGGAUGUCAACAGAAGGUUCUGUUCCAGGAAUUGUAGUGGUCCGUCAUAUUCCUGAUGUUGAAAGCGGGUAUGCUAAUAGGGUUGCUGAAGGAGUUGUAUUAGGAGAACUGAAUGAUAACGGAAAUGCUGAAUCUGCCAACGUCAACAGCCGGAACAUAGGAUAUUGUGAAGAAGAAUUUGUCACAAGCAAAGUGGAUAACGAUUUUGCAAGUAUUGAUGUUUCCAUUGUGAAUGAAAACAAUGAAACGAGAACGACUGGAACAGUAGCUACCACUUUGGAGUCGCUUCUCGCAGAGCAGGCAGUACAAAGGAAUUCUGCAGAGGAAAAAGCGGUUGAAGUUAAUAAUGGGACCUCCUGUGUUAGAGAUGUUGACACCGGUGUUGGUGAAUGGGCAAAACAAGUGGCUCUUCAUUCCCUAAAUCUAGACACUUCAUCAGAGUCGGAGGUGAAAAAAAGUGCUGAAGAAGAAUUGUUUGUUGGAAAUAACGGGGUAGUCUGUAUUGAGAAUCCCGUGCAGUUGGAAGUUGCGAAUCAAAAAAUUGAGCUCGUCGGUGCUGUUGGAGAUAAAUGUGCAGAUUGCGAAGGUGGGUGGAGAGGAGGUGUAAAGAUUAUGGCUAAAACUUGUCUCUCUGCUCAUAAUAUUAAGGAAGGUACACCUGAUGUGGUGGUGGAUUCUGGUGAAAGGUCAUCCAGCCAUCAGCACCAACUUGACGUUGAAAUAUCCGAUUUGCAUGCGAAAAGUUGCAGUGCAAAUAUGUAUGGGCAUUCAGAAGUACUCAAAGAAGGUGUGUCCGAGUCCUCGACAUUGCUUGCUUCCGGGAACCUUAUAAUAAAACAGCAAAAACCCAAGUGGGAUGAACUUGCAUCUGAUGUUUCAUCUGAGGAUCGCUUGACUUUUGUAGAAAAUUCAUUGGAAGGUAAUGCCGACCUAGGGGAUGAUGUUGAUAUCGAUGUUGCUCAUGAAAAAAGACGUGAGUCCCUUUCUUCCGUACACUUACCUGGGUCCAUUAAUCAAUCCAUGUCGUCUACUGGAUUGAUUCAGGAAGAAACUCAGGCCACUUAUCAUUCGAAGGAUCGGGUAUCCGAGAUUGGUUCGUCUGUUUUUAUUACUGGAGGCGAAAAUCCUGUACAAUUAACAAUCGAGGAACGAAUUCUAGAUGUGAACGACGUUGGAGAUGGAGGUAGGAAGGGUGAUUGUGUCACCGUUUCAGUUUUACACAAGCUGACUGAAAUUGAUUCAAUCAGGAAUGAUAUCGAAGUAAACUCUUUAUCUCACACUUGGAAAGAACAGGAUGAUAAGUCGGAUUCGGAUGUGACAGUUCUCGACAGAGGACAGUCUAAUGUUCGAUGUUGCCCUGGUCCUCGCUUGAUGUUCGAAUCUACAUCUCUUGUAUCGAGCAGCCCUUGGGACACAUCUUCGGAUAUGAUCGCAUCUCAUGCAAUCGGAGGAAUGGAUUUCGAUGAGUCUGGUAAAUCAAAAGACAGUCAUGAGAAGUUGGUCUUACUUGCUAGUGAUAGUGUGUGGGAUGUCGACACUGAUGAAGGAAAACCAAACAUUCAUGCAGAUAGGGAACCAAUUGAAUCGGACUCUAAUUGGACUCAUCAAAGUGUCGAAGGUGAGUCGGACACUGUUCGCCAAUCGGGAAUUAAUACCGAUGUGUCUGCGAACGAAGCCCCGGGUUCGAAUGCGCACGGAAAUUUGUUGAUGACCGUAAUAACUAAAAAUGAAAGUUUGGAAGUGGAAGAAAUCAAGAUUAAAACACCUUGUAAUGGGUGGAGAAAAGAAGUAGAAGAAAUUGAAGUACAUGAGCCUUACCUUGAAGAAGAAACUGUCUCUAACGCUGGUACUUCUACUGCAAACCGUGUCGAAGUGAAGCCACCUCCUCUUGCGGCGAAACUACCAAAUACCAGCGAUUGGCCUGAUGAUGAAAAUGCCUGGGACAAAGACGUUGUUGUUCCGAUUAAUGUGGCACAAGAACACUGUGGAUUUGGACGAUCAAAAUCUGAGGGUGCUUUAACGGAAAGCGCUGGUGGCGAAAAAGAAUCACUGCCGACUACCCGUAUCCUCUCAGCUCCUCACUACGGUGGCCUAAACACAACCCAAUCCGAGACUGCUUAUUUCGCACAAACGGUUGCGGAGAAGCGGUUGGCGACGGAAGCUGCUGUGACUUCGACACCUACCACUUUCCUUGAAUCGGGGUAUGUUCAUUCAGAACCCUCGAGACUUCAAGUUAUGGAGACAGAUAUGUUGAAGGGAGUGAAUGUCGACUUGGGAGGCUCCUUCAAGGAUUUAUUUGGAACCGAAGUUGGGGAUGCAACGAACAGUGACAGUUGGGACGUUGACUUUUGA
Messenger RNA from Hydatigera taeniaeformis, 6075 nucleotides. The record is from the annotation of a GenBank genome assembly. Lineage: Eukaryota; Metazoa; Platyhelminthes; Cestoda; Cyclophyllidea; Taeniidae.